Hirundo rustica (Barn swallow) is the source of this 2848-nucleotide messenger RNA. RefSeq names its product adhesion molecule with Ig like domain 3 (gene AMIGO3). Lineage: Eukaryota; Metazoa; Chordata; Aves; Passeriformes; Hirundinidae. The transcript has 2 exons. Bases 448 to 1974 code for a protein of 508 amino acids. Gene Ontology annotation, biological process: brain development. The record is from RefSeq and is a predicted model, not a curated record. Gene Ontology annotation, molecular function: protein binding.
CUCCCCGGACAUCGCAGCGUGCCCCUGCGGCGCUGAGCCCUGAGAAACUUCGCACCCCAGGGAUGAGCAGCUCCAGGAGGCAGCGAGGUGCCCGCCCAGCCCGGCACAACACGGCCCCGGAGCGCCCGAGCGCCUCAGCGCCCUGAUGCCGAUCGCCGGCGCCCACCCGACCCCCGGCAUCCCCCGGCCGGCCGGAGCACAGGUACGAGGCACCCUCGGGUGAGUCGCGGCAGAGCCGGGCAGGGCGAUGCCGCCCUUUAGGUCUUUCCAAGCCCCACGGCUGGAAUCGGGAUCUUCUGUUCCGGGGUGCAAAAGGGCGUCUGCGGAUGCUUGGUAGAGCCAAAGCAGCACCGGGGAGAGACGAGAGACGGCGGCAGAUUUUUUUUCCUCGCGUCUCAUCGAGCCUGGCUGUGCCGCCGGGCUGUACAGAGGCUCCCGCCCGCCACAAUGUCCUCGCCGCUGACCGCGGCCCCGGUCUGGCCGCGGGUGGCAAAGCUGCUCCUGCUGUUGAUCCAGCUGUGCGCCCCCCGAACCUCCCCGCAGCCCCACCGCUGCCCCGGAGGCUGCAUCUGCACCUCCGACCUGCUGAGCUGCAGCCGGCAGAUGCUGCAGCGAGUGCCCCAGGCACUGCCGUCCACCACCACCACGCUGGACCUCAGCCACAACGCCCUCACCCAGCUCCACGACCACUGGCUGGCCGCCCUCCCACACCUCGAGGCCCUGCACAUCAACCACAACCAGAUUCGGGACCUUUCUCUGCGGGCUUUCCACAACGCCUCCUUCCUGCGGCACCUGGACAUGUCCUCCAACCACCUGCAAGCCGUGAAGAGGCACUACUUCGAGGCGCUGGUGAGCCUGGAGGAGCUGCUGCUCUACAACAACCACAUCACGAGGGUGGAUGAAAAUGCCUUUGCCAAGCUGAGUGAUCUGCGGAAAGUCUACCUGAGCUGGAACAACCUGACUGCCUUCCCCUUCCACGCGGUGCAGGGGCUGGGAAUCUACAACCUCCGCACGCUGGACCUCUCCUCCAACAACCUGAGCAGCAUCCCCGUGGAGGUGCUGGCAGCUCUGCCCGAAAACAUCGGCAACGGCUUGUACCUGCACAACAACCCCAUCAGGUGCAGCUGCCCGCUCUACCUGAUGCUUCAGCGCUGGAACCAGCGAGGUUUCAGCUCCGUGAAAGAUUUCUCUGAGGAACACACCUGCAAGCUGUCUGAUGGCGUGCCCCGGUCCCUGAUCAAAUUCCUCAAACACAGCCACAUGUUUGAGAACUGCUCGGCGACUGCCGAAGACGAGCAGCUCUCGCACUUGCAGGUGAUGGUGGGCCAGCCCAUCCUGCUCACCUGUAACGCCAGUAACACCAGCCUGCCGCACACAGCCACCCCCUACAUAUGGAUCACCCCUCACCACGAGCCCAUCAAACAGCCAGGGAACAGCAAUCGCUCCCUGGAGCUCUAUCGCAACGGCAGCCUGAGGAUCGCCGUAGCCAAGCCCUGGCUCUCGGGGGUCUACGUAGGCUUGGCCAUGAACAGCCCCUACAACUUCAGCAGGAUGUGCGAGUUCAACGUGACCGUCCUCUACCCCAAGGCAGCUGGAGAGACCUUCAGCACUGGCCUCACCACCCUGCUGGGCUGCAUUGUGAGCCUGGUGCUGGUGAUCAUCUACUUGUACCUCACGCCGUGCCGCUGCCUGGGCUGCUGCAAGAAGCCGGCCCCGCUCAGCCCCCCGCAGGAGUGCAGCGCCCAGUCCUCCAUCCUCAGCACCACUCCCCCUGCCACUGAUGGGCCAAACCGCAAAGCCAGCGCCAGCAAACACGUUGUCUUCCUCGAGCCCAUCAGGGAGACACAGAACGGCAAGAUCCGCCUGGCCCUCGGUGAGGAAUUCCCCGACCCCAAGCACCCCAAGGUCCUGCAGCUCAAGUCGGACUCAGAGUCCAUCAGCUCUGUCUUUUCUGAUACCCCCAUUGUGUCUUAGUGGGACAGAGCUGGGAGCAGAGCUGGUCUCCUCCAGGAGCUGGAACAGGAUAAUUGGGCAUCCUGAAUUCCUAGCUUGACCACAGCCCACGGGAGUGAUUGACAUCACCCACAACUGCUUCAGCCACGGGCUCCUGGUGGGUUUUGGGCCGCAGGCACACUGGGGCCCAGCAAGAGCGCCCUGCAUAAUCCACUGGCAAUGGCCCUGUUAGCACACAGGUAUCGCUGAUGAACGCAGCAUGCUGGAGAAACACCCCUUCAUUUGGGCACCCGCCCUCCCUAAUGUGACACCAGGCCUGGGAGUCUGCCAUGUCCUCAGGCAUGCGAUGCCCAACCUGACACCACUGCCACAGACCCCCCAGGGCAUGGAAUAGCUGUGACAAGUGGGACAUUGUCCUGGCUCAUGCCAGGGUCCUCAGGAACGGCAAUGCCAGUCCUCUCCCAGCACAUGCCGGUCACCAUCAGCAUGACCUGGCUGGGAGCAGGGGACUGUGAGCCCGUCACAAGUGGGGGGUACACACCCCUCCCCAAACGUGGCCACGCAGGAGGGAUGGGGCUCAGCGCCUGAGCAGCCAGCUUUGCAGCCAAGCAAACCUCACAAGCUUUUGCCUCCCGAGAAGCUGUAAAUCAUCGAGGCAGGAUUAGGUGACGAGGCACAGCGCCCCAGCCCGCAUUGCUCAGAGCUCCCCAUGCCACCAAGGACACUGAGGUCUCCGAUGCACCACGCGCUCCUUCGCUGCUUCUCCUUGAGGCGGACGCGCUGCUCAAGCACAGCUAUUUAGGCAGUAACCUAAUCAGCCUAUCGAUAAAUCAGCGUGCAGCCACCCUGCAGCUCACAGGCGCAGCGGUGGGAGGAUGAGGUCGGAGGAAGCCCC